CCCCUUAGUCUGAGAAAAUCUUAAAACUCUGAAGGGAGGAACAGAAGUCAUUUCUACGAUAAAGAGAGGAGCGACCACUUUCAAGCCAACGAAGCCAAGCAAACGAGAAAAAUGGUGUCUAUGUGCCGACAGAUACUGGGCAUGUCCCUAGGAAUUAUUGGUUUCAUCGGAGCUAUUGUGAUUUGUGCCCUUCCUAUGUGGAAGGUGACCGCAUUCAUUGGAGCCAAUAUUGUGACUGCGCAGACCAUCUGGGAAGGCUUGUGGAUGAACUGUGUGGUACAAAGCACAGGACAAAUGCAGUGCAAAAUAUACGACUCCCUCUUGGCCUUACCUCAGGACUUGCAGGCUGCUCGGGCACUUGUGAUCAUCGCCAUCAUUGUGUGCAUCUUUGGGAUCAUCCUGGGGAUUGCUGGUGGAAAAUGUACCAGCUUUGUCGAGAGUGAAAGCACCAAGGUGAAGGUGGCUAUUGCUAGUGGUGUAAUCUUCAUCAUCGCUGGAGUGCUGGUUCUGGUCCCCGUCUGUUGGUCAGCUAACACCAUCAUCAGGGAUUUCUACAACCCCUUGCUCACAGAUGCCCAAAGAAGGGAGAUGGGACCUUCUCUCUACAUGGGAUUUGGUUCAGCUGCACUGCUGAUCCUGGGAGGAGGUAUACUGUGUAGCUCCUGCCCACCUAAGGAGGACAACUAUGGCGUAAAGUACUCUCAGCCACGGUCCUGCAAAAUAUACGACUCCCUCUUGGCCUUACCUCAGGACUUGCAGGCUGCUCGGGCACUUGUGAUCAUCGCCAUCAUUGUGUGCAUCUUUGGGAUCAUCCUGGGGAUUGCUGGUGGAAAAUGUACCAGCUUUGUCGAGAGUGAAAGCACCAAGGUGAAGGUGGCUAUUGCUAGUGGUGUAAUCUUCAUCAUCGCUGGAGUGCUGGUUCUGGUCCCCGUCUGUUGGUCAGCUAACACCAUCAUCAGGGAUUUCUACAACCCCUUGCUCACAGAUGCCCAAAGAAGGGAGAUGGGACCUUCUCUCUACAUGGGAUUUGGUUCAGCUGCACUGCUGAUCCUGGGAGGAGGUAUACUGUGUAGCUCCUGCCCACCUAAGGAGGACAACUAUGGCGUAAAGUACUCUCAGCCACGGUCCGUUGCCACCAGCAAAGCCUACGUCUGAAAGAGAUCAAGCACACUAAGACUUUUUACUUGCAAAGACUCUCUUUUUUUCCUCGUAAAACCUCUUUAUUCCCAGCUGUGGAUAUUUUUUUUCCCAAGGAGAAACAGUAGAAGAACAGUGUCUGAUAUGACAUAUAGUUUAUAUACUGAGGUUUUUUGCUGUGGUUAUGCAGACCACUGAAAGAGAAAAUUGUGUAUGUAUAAUGUGAUGAGAGGAAUCCAACUCAGGGAAGCAACAGAGAUCUGUUUUUCAUAAACAAGCCAUUCUUGCAAUUUAUGUUUAAUAUGACAAUAGUCAUAUUUUUAUUAAUCAGAAAAUGAAAUAUAUAUAACUGUUAAAAAAACACAAUGUCUAUGGUUUUAUAAAAAUGUGC
Rhinichthys klamathensis goyatoka is the source of this 1528-nucleotide messenger RNA. RefSeq names its product claudin-4-like. Gene Ontology annotation, cellular component: bicellular tight junction; plasma membrane. The transcript has 2 exons. The record is from RefSeq and is a predicted model, not a curated record. Gene Ontology annotation, biological process: bicellular tight junction assembly; cell adhesion. Bases 112 to 1155 code for a protein of 347 amino acids. Gene Ontology annotation, molecular function: structural molecule activity. NCBI's taxonomy places the organism in Eukaryota, Metazoa, Chordata, Actinopteri, Cypriniformes, Leuciscidae.